AAUUUUUAUGUUCCUUUGCUUCCGUCUCAGAUAACAGACAUAACUGUCACCCCCAUUUCAAAAACACUAUGAACAAAAUCUCUAACACUCUAAAAUCCAAACUUAUCAACCUCCUACAACAAGCAGAACCACCUACCAGAAAUCUCCCCCAGCUCUACUCUCUCCUCCUCACUUCAGGCCUCACUAAACACCACCCAAUCGCCGUCAAGCUCGCCGAGCUUCUCCUCAAUCUCAACAAUCCAUUUUUAGCCUAUAAAGCCCUCAAACAAUUCCACCACCAACACCAAACCCCCUUCCUCCUCAACUCCCUAAUCUCCGGCUUCACGAGAACCAACAACCCACAUUCAUCCAUUUUGAUCUAUAAUCUUAUGGUGGGUGAUGGGAUUUACCCUGAUAAGUACACUUUCCCUAUGAUAUUGAAAUCAUGUGCGAGGUUCUCAGGGUUCCGAGAAUCAAAACAGCUCCAUGGUGCUGCGAUUAAGAUGGGCUUCUGUUGUGAUAUAUUUGUUCAGAAUGCUUUGAUCAAUGUGUAUGGUAUUUGUGGGGAGUUUGGUAGUGCAAGAGAGGUGUUUGAUUUUAUGCCUGUGAGAGAUGUGGUCUCUUGGACUGGAUUGAUUUCUGGGUAUGUUAAAGGUGGACUCUUUAGUACUGCGCUGAGAUUAUUUGGUGAAAUGGAUGUGGAUCCAAAUGUUGCAACGUUGGUGAGCGUGCUUGUUGCGUGUGGGAGAGUGGGAGAGUUGAAGAUUGGAAGGAGAGUACACGGGUUGAUCUUGAAAAGUGAGGUUGAGAUAGGUUUGAUUGCUGGAAAUGCUCUUCUUGAUAUGUAUGUGAAGUGUGAGCAAAUGGAUGAGGCAACAAGAGUUUUUCAAGAGAUUUCAAAUAAAGAUAUCGUCUCGUGGACCAGUUAUAUAAGUGGGUUAGUGCAGUGCAAGCGCCCAAGUGAUGCAAUAGAGGUUUUCCACGAGAUGCAAGUAUCUGAGGUCAAGACUGACAAGGUCAUGCUAUCUACUGUGCUCUCUGCUUGUGCAAGCCUGGGCGCACUAGAAAUGGGAAGAUGGGUUCAUGAGUACAUUGAUCGUAAAGGCAUCGAGUGGGAUGUUCAUAUAGGCACUGGUUUGGUUGACAUGUAUGCUAAGUGUGGGUGCUUAGACAGGGCUUUGAGAACGUUUAAUGAGAUGCCGUGCAAGAACAUUUUCUCAUGGAAUGCAUUAAUACGGGGAUUGGCUAUGCAUGGGCGUGGUCGAGAUGCCCUAUAUUAUUUUGAUAAGAUGGUCAGAAUAGGUAUUAAUCCUAAUGAUGUUACCUUCAUUGCAAUAUUGGGUGCAUGCUCUCAUUGUGGUUUGAUAGAUGAAGGUCGUUGGUUUUUUGUUGCCAUGACCAAAGUUUACAAUCUCACACCUAGAAUAGAGCACUAUGGAUGCAUGGUUGAUCUUCUAUGUAGGGCUGGGCUACUGGAAGAGGCUUAUGAGCUUAUCAAAGGAAUGCCCAUGAAGGCCGAUGUACUUAUUUGGGGGGCAAUGCUGAGUGCUUGUAAAGCUCAGAAGAAUGUUGAACUCUCGGAAAAGAUUUUAGGCCAUCUUCUUGAGAUAGAGCCGUGUGAUAGUGGGGUGUAUGUUCUUCUGUCACAUGUAUUUGCAAUGAAAGAUAUGUGGGGUGAUGUUACGAGGGUGAGGAGAUUGAUGAAGGAAAAAGGGAUAAUGAAAGAACCGGGUUCAAGUUCAAUUGAGGUAAAUGGUACACUCUAUGAGUUCUUAGUUGGAGAGACAUCUCAUCAACAUGAAGAAAUUUGGAUGGUGUUGUAUAUUCUAGCAAGACACGGUACAACAUGAUGGAUCACAGUUCUGAGUGGGUUUACAUUUAUCAUGAUUAAUUAUGAUCUGUUUUCUUUUGGAUGGACCUAAGCUCUGAAACCUAUCUUCAUAUAUUCUCAAGAACGAUGAUAUAUUCUCCACCUCACUAACCAUCUUUAGGAGAUCAAACACACUCGAAAUCCUUAGCAACGUCCAUGAGAACUUAAGGAUUCUCGAUGUUAGCUAUCUGAAUAUGAGAGUUGACUCAUCAUGGAGAAUAUGUUAUGCUUUCAAGUCAUCAAUAUUUUAGAAGGCAUCUUCUAAGAAACAUUUGCAAGGGAUUUUCAACUCUCCCUUGUAUGCUCAUGUUUUUCAUCCGAAAGAGCCAUGCCCAUGUGAAGGAAUCUUUGUAGAUUUGCUGAUAUACUCAAGUGGAUCAGAUGUGUGGAAUCUCUUUGAUUGUUGAUGCUGGGUUGCAUAAAGCUACAAGCUCCUCUUGUUGCUAAAUCUCUACUGUGAACUUUUCCUCUAGAUAAAGUUUUCAAAGAGAUUAUACUUAGAGUUAAGCAGCAAUGAGCAAGGAUGAAGGAUCAAUCAAAAUUUCCAACACAAUUGCCAAAAUAAAUAUCCGUAAUUCAUUCAUUAAAUAUGUAUAUUCAUUUGUGUAAUAAUUUAUUUGUGUA
This is a messenger RNA of Asparagus officinalis (garden asparagus), 2473 nucleotides long. Its product is annotated as pentatricopeptide repeat-containing protein At4g38010. Gene Ontology annotation, biological process: RNA modification. Bases 69 to 1829 code for a protein of 586 amino acids. Gene Ontology annotation, molecular function: protein binding; RNA binding. The transcript has 3 exons. Lineage: Eukaryota; Viridiplantae; Streptophyta; Magnoliopsida; Asparagales; Asparagaceae. The record is from RefSeq and is a predicted model, not a curated record.